AUACUUUACGAGGAAAUCCUAAUCAUGGUUAUAUUAAACCCUUGGUAAAAGAUCUUCUCCAACAACUUCACCAAAACAAUAAUCCGGAUUUAGAAAAAUACUUGAUUUUACGAAACGAAAUUAUUCAACCUAACACUUGA
This is a messenger RNA of Racocetra persica, 140 nucleotides long. Lineage: Eukaryota; Fungi; Glomeromycota; Glomeromycetes; Diversisporales; Gigasporaceae. The record is from the annotation of a GenBank genome assembly.